AUGAUUAAUCUGGCGAUCGCGGACCUCAUGAUGGGCAUAUACCUACUGAUCAUAGCGGUGGUGGACGUGCAUACAGUGGGCCAGUAUUUCAAUUACGCCAUUGAUUGGCAACACGGUAUAGGCUGUAAGAUCGCGGGCUUCAUAACGGUGUUCGCGUCCGAACUGUCCAUCUUUACGCUGACUGUCAUAACCCUCGAGCGAUGGUUUGCCAUCACAUUCGCCAUACAAUUAAAUAAACGGCUGAAGUUGGGGCUGGCCGUCAAAGUGAUGAUAGGGGGCUGGCUGUACGCCCUGCUCAUGGCCUCACUGCCGCUCGUGGGCAUCAGCACCUACUCCAAGACCAGCAUAUGCCUGCCCAUGGAGAACAAACAGGGUGGCGAUGUCGCCUAUUUGAUCGCCUUGCUCACCAUUAAUGGGUUGGCGUUUGUGCUCAUAUGUGCCUGUUAUGCCAAGACCAGAAAUCACUACAUUCUGCACUCAUUGAUCACACAAUUGAAUGCCUGUCCCCAUCCCAUCCCUGUCCCCCACACACAGAUGUACUGCUCGAUCAUCAGCCAACAGACGAGGGCCACAGUGAACGACAUGACAAUCGCCAAACGGAUGGCACUACUCGUGUUCACGGACUUUGUCUGUUGGGCGCCGAUAGCUUUUUUCGGGCUGACAGCGAUCGCCGGAUUUCCCCUCAUCGACGUGCCAAAGAGCAAGUUCCUUUUAGUCACGUUCUACCCGUUGAACUCCUGCGCCAACCCGUUCCUGUACGCCAUACUCACCAAACAAUACCGGCGCGACUUCUUCAUACUGGUCUCCCGGUACGGCUUCUGCACCAAAAGGGCGAUGAAGUAUAAAAACGCCUCAAGUCAUGGCCAGAUCCGGGUGCAGACAAUCCGCAGCAAUAAUGGUAAUGUCAUAACGGCGUCAAUAUUGAGUCAAGCGUCGUGUGAGGGACACCAUCAUCAUCACCAUAACCACGUCCAUGGGGGACACCAUCACCACUCGAAACACCAUUAUAAUUAUGUGUGCAGUCGCGGGCACCGACACCACCACUGCUGCCCCAUCGCCAGCGAUGAUAACUCCGGGCGCAGCGUCCAGAGUGUGAUAUAUCCCGACUGUUCCAGCGGUCGCUCCAAUAAUAGCCACUCCAACGACUCGACCCACGAGAUCGUGAGGAUCACCCAUAAGAGCAACGGUCUGUCCAAUAGUGACUCGUCGUCCAAGAAUAAGAAGAAUAAUAAAAAGGAUAAUAAGCGAAGAAAGCAUUCGUUGGAAUUCAUGUCCUCGGAGGACGACGAGAGCACCAGUAGUGCGCAGCACAGGUCCACCUCAUCUCCAUAUCCCCACCGCCGGAGCGACACUAAACUCAACCGAUUGCCGAGCGUUGAGCAGAAGGAAAUCCUGGCCCGAGUGCUGCAAAAGGACGGCAACAACGGCACCCGUAGCCACAAAAACAACAGGUGCUGCCUGAGCACCUGUACCCUCUCGAAGUCCAGUAUGUGCGGCUCGCGGCUCAAGAUGUGCUCCAAUUGCGUCCAAAGGGACAGUUCGUCGGGCGAGAAGUCGGUUGUGGACUACGACUCGCAGCUGUUGCGGUGGACCACGAAAACUACCGGCGCUACGACCGUAUCCGGCGGUACGAUAGGGUCGGGCAAGUCGUGCCCCCUGUGCUGUUCGGCGCCGGCCGUCAAUACAUGUACCCCUCUGUGCGCUACCGACGCCCCACUGGCCUUCAGCUGCGAAAACGCCAGUUAUGUAGUGAGCAGUCAUUCCAAUAGCGUUAAUGAAGACACAGAGAUCUAG
Messenger RNA from Oppiella nova, 1794 nucleotides. Lineage: Eukaryota; Metazoa; Arthropoda; Arachnida; Sarcoptiformes; Oppiidae. The record is from the annotation of a GenBank genome assembly.